AUGCGCGACUUCAAGCUGUCAGCAACCCUGCGGGGCCAUGAGGAUGAUGUUCGAAGCGUGGCCUUUCCCUCGCCAUCCAUUAUUGUCUCUGCCUCGCGGGACUUCACAGUGCGGACAUGGGCCCAGCAGUCAGCUACACCCCCCGUGUGGGACAGCACCAUCAAGACACAUGGCAAAGAAUUCGUCAACUCUCUCGCCAUUGUACCGCCGUCAUCUGAGUACCCCGAGGGCCUCAUUGUGUCUGGCGGCAAAGACCAGAUCAUCGACGUACGGCAGCCAAGCAAGAGUCUGGGGGAUGAUGCAGAUGCGCUCUUGAUUGGUCAUGGCAAUAACGUCUGCGCACUCGACGUCAGUCAGCAUGGCAAAUACAUUGUGAGCGGGGGCUGGGACUUUGAAGCGCGGCUGUGGGAGGUGGGCAAAUGGGGCGCCUCGACUGUACUUAAGGGCCACGAUGCUGCAGUGUGGUCAGUACUGGCCUAUGACGACAGCACCAUCAUCACAGGUUGUGCAGAUAAGCAGAUUCGCAUAUUCCAGACCUCCACAGACUCGCCUAUACGAUCGAUUCAGGCACCCGAUGUCGUGCGCGCCCUCUGCCGACUUCCCUCGGACCAUCCUUCUGGCGCACAAUUCGCCUCUGCGGGCAAUGACGCCGUCAUUCGCCUAUGGACGCUGAAUGGGCGGCAGGUAGCAGAAUUGCACGGUCACGACAACUUCAUCUACUCCCUCGCGGUGUUGCCCAACGGUGGCUUGGUGAGUGCGGGCGAGGAUCGCACCGUGCGGAUAUGGGAGAACAAUGAAUGCAUACAGACCAUCACACACCCUGCCAUUUCAGUGUGGAGCGUAGCUGUGUGCCCUGAGAACGGAGACAUUGUCACGGGCGCAAGUGACAAGCUCGCUCGUGUCUUCACGCGUGAUGCGAGCAGAUAUGCCGACCCUGCCGAGAUCGCGCAGUUCAACGAGGAUGUCAAGAGCUCUGCCAUACCGCAGCAAACGGUCCCAGAUAUCAACAAAGAACAGCUUCCAGGCCCUGAAUUCCUGACCCAACGUUCGGGGACCAAAGAGGGUCAGGUGCAGAUGAUUAAAGAGCUUAAUGGCAACAUAUCGGCUUAUCAAUGGUCCGCCGGGGCCAAUGAAUGGGUCAAUGUUGGUACUGUCGUCGAUUCAGCUGGAAGUGGUGGGCGGAAAAUCUCACAUAAUGGAAAGGAGUAUGACUAUGUUUUCGACGUCGAUAUCGAGGACGGAAAACCACCACUAAAGCUUCCGUACAACCUGAAUCAGAACCACUACGAGGCUGCACGAAAUUUCAUCGAGGAUAAUGAGCUUCCUCUGACCUACCUAGACCAGGUCGCAAAUUUCAUCAUUCAGAACACUCGAGGUGCGACGUUAGGUCAAAGUAGUGGCCAGGGAGCGGACCCAUGGGGCUCAGAGGCCCGAUACCGUCCUGGCGAUGCCAACCAAAUCGCAUCGCAACCAGCGCCCACCCCAACAGCACCCAAGAUCCUACCUCAAAAAGACUACCUACCAAUCACCUCUGGCAAUCACAAAAUCAUCUUCAAGAAGCUGCAAGAGUUCAAUCAGGCGCUAGUCGACGAGGGACAGAAAGGUAUUUCACUAAAUCCAUCAGACAUCGAGCAGCUGAAUGUGACUGUGACGGCUUUGGAGAAGGGCAACGGAAAGGGUAUCGACAUCACUGGUGUUGAACUAUUGGUCAAAGCUGCCACACAAUGGCCUGCGGAAAAGCGCCUUCCAGCUCUUGAUCUUUUGCGUCUCGUCCUGGCCUUUGAUGGCCCUGCAGCUUUCCUGGUAUCUCCGGAGCAGAAUCUCGUCUCUCGUCUGACAGAAUCUGAGAUAUUUACUGAGUCAUCGCCACCAAACAACACCAUGAUGGCAAUCCGGUGUCUCAGUAACCUGUUGCAAACGGACAAGGGUCGUGAGCUGGCCAGCAAAGAGUUCGACAGCAUUCAUCCCCUGCUUUCGCCUUUCCUCACAUCGUCCAAUCGCAACCUCAUCAUCGCUCUCACUACUUUGUACAUCAAUUAUGCAGUGUUACUGACAUCUGAAAACAACGCCGACCGAGCGCUAUCACUACUCCACGACUUGUCAAAGAUUCUGACCUCGGCUACCGAUUCAGAAGCCGUUUAUCGAGCACUUGUCGCCACAGGCACACUUUUGUGUCUUGGUCCUGACUUCUGCGAAGCUGGUCGGGACAUCUUGAGCAUUGGCGAUGCCGUUACACAAGCAGAGUCAAAGGUUAAGGAACCACGGAUCAGAAAUGUUGUUUCUGAGAUUAGGGUCAAGCUACAGGGUUGA
Plenodomus lingam JN3 is the source of this 2310-nucleotide messenger RNA. RefSeq lists its product as uncharacterized. The record is from RefSeq and is a predicted model, not a curated record. Gene Ontology annotation, biological process: proteasome-mediated ubiquitin-dependent protein catabolic process; ubiquitin recycling. NCBI's taxonomy places the organism in Eukaryota, Fungi, Ascomycota, Dothideomycetes, Pleosporales, Leptosphaeriaceae. Gene Ontology annotation, cellular component: cytoplasm; nucleus. Gene Ontology annotation, molecular function: ubiquitin binding.